UUUUGUACAAGCAGUAGGCCAGGCUCACUGGUGGAACAUCUCAGUGUAUGACACUGACUGAUGAAAAUGGUCCUCUGUCUUCUACCUAAUCCUCACAGCCUCCCUCAUGUUUUGAUCUUGUGAAAUUAGAAAUGUUGGCUAUCUUCAUGCAACUUCUCAGUUUUUUCCAUGUUGACUUCAUUUUAUGUUACUACAGCUACACAUAUGCAUUCAGUGCUCAAAAGAGCCCACUGUGUGUAAGUUUUUCCACAGCCCACCAGAGCAGCCUGGAGAUAAACCUUCAGAAACUGGCCAAGUCCAGCGCAAAGAGGUUUGCCACUGGCCAUGCCGAUGCCCACCAGUGCCAGCCUGCACCCCCGGGGUCAGCCUGGUGAAGGAUGGCUGUGGCUGCUGUAAGGUCUGUGCCAAGCAGGCAGGAGAGCCCUGCAAUGAAGCAGAUGUCUGUGAUCCCCACAAAGGGCUCUACUGCGACUACUCGGAAGACGAGCCUAGGUAUGAAACAGGCGUUUGUGCAUAUGUGGUAGCUGUAGGAUGCGAGCUCAAUGGAGUUUAUUAUGCCAACGGGCAGACCUUUCAGCCUAACCGGAUUUAUAAGUGCCUGUGUGUCAGUGGUACAAUUGGAUGUACCCCUGUAUUCACACCGAGAUUAGCAGGAAGUCCUUGCGCCAGGGUCCCAGGCAGAAAGAAGCCAGGACAAUCCAUCUGUGGCCUGGGACAGCACAAACAACUUCAAUCAACCAACUACAGACUGAUGUCAGCUUACAGAAGCUUACCACUAGUUUUGAAGAAAAAGUGCCUCAUACAGGCAACUCCCUGGACACCCUGUUCCAGGACCUGUGGCAUGGGCAUAUCCAGCAGAGUGACCAAUGACAACAGAAAAUGUGAAAUGAAAAAAGAAAAGAGAUUAUGCUUCAUUCAGCCUUGUUUGACCAAUAUGCUGAAGAAAAUAAAGAUUCCAAAGGGAAAAACAUGUCAACCAACAUUCCAGCUUCCAACAGCAGAGAAGCUAGUUUUUUCUGGAUGCUCAACUACUCAAAGAUACAAACUAACUUUCUGUGGAGUGUGCUUGGACAAGCGGUGCUGCAUUCCUAAUAAGUCCAAAAUGAUCACUGUGCAGUUUGAGUGUCCCAACGAAGGCUUCUUCAGGUGGAAGAUGAUGUGGGUAACAUCCUGUGUGUGUCAGAGGACUUGCAGUGCUCCGGGAGAUAUAUUUUCCCAACUCAAACUCCUAUGA
Cyanistes caeruleus (blue tit) is the source of this 1234-nucleotide messenger RNA. RefSeq names its product cellular communication network factor 6 (gene CCN6). Lineage: Eukaryota; Metazoa; Chordata; Aves; Passeriformes; Paridae. The record is from RefSeq and is a predicted model, not a curated record. Gene Ontology annotation, cellular component: extracellular matrix; extracellular region. Gene Ontology annotation, biological process: signal transduction; cell adhesion; positive regulation of cell differentiation. Gene Ontology annotation, molecular function: heparin binding; integrin binding.